Messenger RNA from Nematostella vectensis (starlet sea anemone), 4713 nucleotides. RefSeq names its product deleted in malignant brain tumors 1 protein. The record is from RefSeq and is a predicted model, not a curated record. Lineage: Eukaryota; Metazoa; Cnidaria; Anthozoa; Actiniaria; Edwardsiidae. Gene Ontology annotation, molecular function: ATP binding; protein tyrosine kinase activity. The transcript has 20 exons. Gene Ontology annotation, biological process: protein phosphorylation. Gene Ontology annotation, cellular component: membrane. Bases 571 to 3882 code for a protein of 1103 amino acids.
AUUCCGACCAUAUGACAAGUUGGUUCCCAGGCUUUCAGUCAGGGUCAAUUUUUGUUUGUUUUUGUUUAAUUAUUUCUGACAUUUGAUAAUGCCCAUUCGAAGACGACCACUCAGCUCAGUCACAGUCUAUGUUUUCAUUCAGCUCAACCAAGUAAUAAUUUGAAUUCCUAGCCUCAGAAAAGAUCAAACGUAAGCACAAUAAGCGAGCCAGGAAGCGACGAAAUCGGAAAGAGCACACCAGCAACGGAAAAAUGUCUUAGCGCGGAUUUGCACCUUGUCUUGGGCAUAUUCCUCCAGAUGCGGCUGCGAAAGAUCUAUGAUAGUUAAGUUUAGAGUGUUUCGUUCCAGUGCAGCUUUCUCAAAACCCCAGGAGAGACGAGAGGGAGGCGUUGGAUCCCUAUUGUGUCUAUUAUUGUAAAACUACACAGUACAAGCAAGAGAGAAUCGAAGAAAGUGUGCCUUUGUUGCUUCAAGAUCAAGCUUUUACGCGACUCAUUGGAGAAGUCACGAAGGACUGGCCGCCUCUGCCCGUGUGGGAGUAGUGUGGGGAUUGUGUUGCUCGGCCGUUGAAUGGCCUCACGCUUCCUUCGCUAUGCUAUAUUUGGUGUGUUGCUUCUGUUGCUCUCGAUUUUUCACGUUCAAGCUACCGUUACAAACGUAAGACUCACAGUAGGAUACAACUCCUCCUCUACCCACUAUGGAACCGUAGAAGUCUUGCACAAUGGGUCCUGGGGAGGAAUUUGCGACGAUUCUUGGGACAUCAACGAUGCACACGUCAUCUGCCGCCAGUUGGGAUACCUGUGGGCGCUAUCGGCGCCAUGCUGUUCUAUAUUUGGGCUUGGUCCCAAUCCCAUUGUUCUCGACGACGUUAAUUGUCAUGGCAACGAAAAUGAUAUCAGCGAGUGCGAUCAUAGACCCUGGGGACAACACGAUUGCAACAUGUGGCAGUUUGCUGGCGUUAUCUGCCGACCCGAGAACUAUACGACAGCGUUUCAAAAAGUUCGCCUUACAGGAGGAGCUGUUCCUCAGGCUGGCCGCGUAGAGAUCUAUAACGCAGGGAUCUGGGGCGACAUCAAUCAGUUUGGUUGGGAUAUGAUAGAUGGUCACGUGCUUUGUAAGGGGCUUGGUUACCCAGGAGUUUUGGCUGUAACCUACAGAUCUAAGCACUUGUUUCAUGUGCACUUAAUGUUCACUUGGGCCAAAACUGUCAAUUGCCAUGGUAAUGAGACGUCAUUGCUGGAAUGUGACAUUGCCAUAGAAACCAGGCGUGUGUCUUAUGGGUAUGACGCAGGAGUUGUUUGUAAAACAGAAAACGACACCGCCCUCCAAUUUAGACUGAGAAACUCGACCGUGAUGCAUGCUGGUCGUGUGGAAGUGCUCAUCGCGGGGAUCUGGGGCGGAGUAAGCUUCCAGCAUUGGACGAUCAAUAGUGCGCAUGUCUUUUGUCGUCAUGUUGGCUACACAGGGGCAGAUAUGGUGGUCAGCGGUGCUUCAAUUUUAUUCAAACUCAGCCACACCAUUAAGUGGGCUCACGAGAUCCGUUGCCAUGGUAACGAACUGUCACUCAACCAGUGUAACAUUACUGUGCUGUCCAACCCCAACAUCGAAAAUGACGCUGGUGUCAUCUGUGCGACAAAUGCUUCAGACACCAGAGUGAGGCUCACCGGAAGUUCCUACCCCUUUGCUGGCCUCGUCAGCGUAAAGCUUGCCGGGGUAUGGGGCACCGUGGACAACAGGGACUGGAGCCAAACAGAUGCCGACGUCCUUUGUCGUAGCCUCGGAUACCCGGGAGUCCUUUAUCCUAUCCUUUUCGCGACUAAAGUGUUUGGGCAUGGUUCCGGUCCAGUCUGGAUUACGGACUUGCGUUGCCAAGGAAACGAGACUGGUAUGUUGUCAUGCCAACGAUCUAUGUCGUUUAGCGGCGUGUGGUCACAUGACCAAGAUGCAGGCGUCGUAUGUCGUGAGAAUGGGACCCAGUUAUCUCAAGUUCAAGUCCGUUUAGAAGGGGCCUCGGUUUCUUAUGCUGGCCGAGUCGGGGUCUCUUUGAUGGGAGACUGGGGAACAAUAAGUGCUGUCAAUUUCACCAAGCCUGCCGCGGACGUCAUAUGUCGACAGCUAGGAUUCCCAGGAUCCCUUGAGGCCCUUGGGUAUGGUGCGUUUGGUCCUGGCUUGGGUCCAACGUGGUUAGAGGGAGUCGGUUGCUACGGCAACGAGAGGAAUCUGAGCCAAUGUACUUUGGGUGUUUUGAGUCCUGUGUAUCCUACGCAUAUGAAUGACGCCGGAGUGAUUUGCGACAAAGGAGAAAAGUUUGAGAAAGAUUUCCAAGUUCGCAUCGUCGGAGGUAGCCAUGUUGGCCGUGUCGAGGUGUGCUUGAAAGGGGUCUGGGGAAGCGUAGUCCACGUGCUGAAAACGUCCCUAGUCCAGUUUGGUCACGUGGUUUGUAGACAGCUUGGCUAUCCAGGCGUCGUGAGGCCAAUCAGGAACGCCGCUACCAAAUAUGGUCGUGGGAGUGGCCCGGUGUGGAUGACGCACGUUAGUUGCUAUGGUAACGAAAGCUGGGUCGGUGAUUGUGCGUAUGACCGGAGCUUUCAUGCGCGGUACCCUGAAGUAGGCGUCGAGUGCAAUCAAACCGGUAUGACAGGCACAACAACAAUAUCUCCAACAAACUCCACAGUGAGAAAUGUCACAACGACUCCGUAUAUAACGAUUCUUAGCACAGCGUCUGCAAAAUCCAGCACAUCACCACAAGGAAAGUCGCCGCUGACCGAGUUCAUUGUGAUCGGGUUACCGGUCAUGGGUGGAGUACUCAUGUGCCUCGUCGCGCUCUUUUGCAUCGUUCGAUACUGUCGGGGGGAGAGACAGGCAUACGACACGAACAGUGAGCUGAUGCGGAUGAAUAAUGUCAGUGGGAGACCUGGCGACAGUCCGACAGAUCACUCCUUCGCGUUUACUAACACCGCCCUGGAGAACGGCAACGUGCUCAGCUUCAAGUCCUUGAGCGACGAAAAAGACUGGUGCGAGAUUCCGCGGCGCAAGGUGUCUCUGGGUAAUAAACUCACAUCCGGGACAAUACGGAUGUCGUUCUCCGGUCGCCUGAUGACUGACGGGGGUCCUGUGGACUGUCUGGUUAAGAUGUUAAGAGAUUCAAGUAAUAAGGACGAUGAAGCAGAUCUCACCAAUGAACUGAAGACUAUGUGCUGUCUUGGCUCACACCCUAACAUACUUUGUCUACUUGGGGCAUGCUCGCUCAAAGGUCCGCUUUACCUCGUGAUGGAAUUCCCGGAGCACGGAUCGUUACUGAAGUACCUCCAAGAGCACCAGCUGUCGUACGAUAUCCAUGACAACGACUCCGAUAGUGCAACAUGCUCGUUACCACGUGCAGAGAAACUCAGGAUAGCACGUGACGUGGCGUGCGGAAUGGCAUAUCUAGCGGAGAAAAAGUGUGUUCACCGAGAUUUGGCAGCAAGAAACAUCUUCCUUGGCAAUAGCGGCACCGCCAAAAUAUCCAAUAUCGGUAUAUCGCAGGAUAUCUAUGAGAGGCAAUUCUACGAGAAAGUAUCAAAGGGAAAGCUGUCAGCUCGCUGGAUGUCUCCAGAGUCUCUAGAAUCCAUGAUCUUUACCACAAUGAGUGAUGUCUGGUCUUAUGGAAUUUUGCUAUGGGAAAUUGAAACUGGAGGGUCUAUCCCGUACUCCGAUCUACACCCGGAUGAAUUACUGGAGAAACUCAAGGCAGGACACAGACUGAAGAAUCCAAUAAAAUGCCCUGAAAAAAUUUCCGACAUCAUUUCCAAAUGCCACAGUAACAACCCAAACGAGAGGCCCGCGUUCCAGGACAUCUGCAUUUGGAUUGAAGAAUUAGUCGCCAAGGCAACAUCGUGCUAGUAUAAUUUCAAGGAUAACAAGCCAACACGCCUAAAUAUUCCGCAAUUUAUCUGACUUCCAAAAAGGCACACCAAUUAGAGAGUGGAAGCUGUCUGUACCGAUUCCGCGGCGUCCAAGCUGCCACGAGGAUUUUCUUUGCUAGUCGUUUACAUCAAUCAAAAUGAAGACUAUAUGUGUUGAGCCCAGUACAAACAGCCUAGACUGAACUGGGAUUUUUACAGCAUCUCUGGCCAGGCGCGUUCCCAGGAUCGGCGGAGGGGGGGGGGGGACGCAGUCAAAGGUAUCAUAUGGAAAAAGCAUAGUUUUUAAAGAUUCCUUAAUAACAAAUGACUCACUUUUUGCCGCCAAGGUGGGGGUGGGGGUGGGGCUCACCCUGCGCACCCCCCUGUGUACGCGCCUGCUGGCGGUUAUCCCGCAGGCAAAUCAUGACCGAUGUUCGGCGCUAUCUGAAAAAGGCUUAACCUACUUAGCCUCCCAAGGAACUGAUCAAAGUCGUGUCGUGACCUUCUCCUAACCAAAAGAGAGAGUUAAAUGCGACACACGAAAAAUGCGGCUUUGGGUGGAUAUACCACCCUCACCUUACGAGAACCUUACGAGAACAUUACGAAAACAUUACGAGAACCUUACGAGAACCAUACGAGAAUAUUACGAGAACCUUUAGUAAACGUUUUAUAUAAGGUUCUAAAAGGAGAUUUCAAUAUUAUAUAAUUUUGGAUUUGACUAUUUUAUAGCACAAUCUUUUAUCAAUGAAAUGAGAGAACGUUAUUGAGCUUUUUUAUAACCAGAAGCCAUCCACCAUCAAUUAUUAUUGAAAUGAAAAGUGUAAUAUUG